Messenger RNA from Eleginops maclovinus (Patagonian blennie), 1023 nucleotides. RefSeq names its product proproteinase E-like. Gene Ontology annotation, molecular function: serine-type endopeptidase activity. The record is from RefSeq and is a predicted model, not a curated record. NCBI's taxonomy places the organism in Eukaryota, Metazoa, Chordata, Actinopteri, Perciformes, Eleginopidae. Gene Ontology annotation, biological process: proteolysis. The coding region runs from base 88 to 903 and encodes 271 amino acids. The transcript is spliced from 8 exons.
GAUAACAUGUUCCACACACACACGCACGCCCGCACGCACGCACACAGGCUAUAAGAGCGGUGAUCAGAGUGUGUGCAGACUGACAGCAUGAUGCAGACGGUGACCUUGUUGCUGCUGCAGGCGGCGUACGUGUUUGGGUGCGGGACCCCUGCUGUGCCACUGCAGCCCGACACCAACAGGGUGGUGAAUGGAGAGGAGGCCCGGCCCCACAGCUGGCCCUGGCAGAUCUCUCUGCAGGUGAAGCACGGCAGCCGCUACCAUCACACCUGUGGAGGGACUCUGAUCGCUCCCCGCUGGGUACUGACAGCUGGACACUGCAUCUGGCCUGGAGAUGUGUACCGGGUGGUUCUGGGGGAACACGAUCAGAGCCAGCAGGAGGGGUCGGAGCAGAUCAGAGAGGUGAUGAGGAUCGUCAGCCAUCCGGACUGGGACAUCGACUUCGUGGCCAGAGGGAAUGACAUGGCCCUGCUGAAGCUGGUUAAGAGCCCCAUCAUGAACGACAGCGUGGGAGUGGCCUGCCUUCCCCCCGCCGGAGAGAUCCUCCCCCACGGGACGCCAUGCUACAUCUCCGGCUGGGGAAACCUCUACACUCACGGGCCGAUGCCGGACCGCCUGCAGCAGGCCUUACUUCCUGUCGUGGGACACAGCGUCUGCAGCCAGAGCGACUGGUGGGGGAUCAAUGUGAAGGACACCAUGGUCUGUGCUGGUGGGGGCGAGGUGUCUGGCUGCAACGGGGACUCGGGGGGGCCGCUCAGCUGCGUCUCUCUGGACGGGCGGUGGUUCGUUCAUGGCGUCACCAGCUUCGUCUCGUCCAGGGUAUGCAACGAGGUCAAGAAGCCCACCGUGUUCACCCGGACCUCGGCCUUCAGCCAGUGGCUCAGCGAGGUCAUGCUGAAGUACUGAGGGUCUUCAGGUCCCAACAGGACCAGUCCCAUGUUCAGACUGGAUGUCGUCCCUAACAGAGUGCUGUCUGAAGAGCUGCACAGUGCAGAUCAUUUAACCUCCACAUGGGGGGGGUGGGGG